Juglans regia (Persian walnut) is the source of this 1251-nucleotide messenger RNA. Its product is annotated as transcription factor bHLH110-like. Gene Ontology annotation, biological process: regulation of transcription by RNA polymerase II. Gene Ontology annotation, cellular component: nucleus. Gene Ontology annotation, molecular function: DNA-binding transcription factor activity, RNA polymerase II-specific; protein dimerization activity; RNA polymerase II cis-regulatory region sequence-specific DNA binding. The record is from RefSeq and is a predicted model, not a curated record. Lineage: Eukaryota; Viridiplantae; Streptophyta; Magnoliopsida; Fagales; Juglandaceae. The transcript has 7 exons. Bases 1 to 1251 code for a protein of 416 amino acids.
AUGGAGUCUGCAAAUUUUCCUCAUCUUCAUCAGCUCCAAGAACAGUUUGCCGAGUAUUUUACUUCAGCAAAUCAAUCCGGAUAUAAAGCUUCAAUCACCCAUGACUGGAACCCAAGCAUAGUUUUAAAUGAUAGUAACUACAAUAGCUAUCUGAGUGAGAGCGUCCCUAAUUCAAGAGAUUUAUGGCCAAAGUACUCGGUCGAUGAGCCUAUUCUUAGAUCUUCGGUGAGUCAAGACUUGAGUUUUUGCGAUGCAAAAACUACCCAACAAUCAGCAAACGAAGAACUGCACCUUGCAAAAUUCAAAGAAGAGAUGCGACCUGCAGCAGGCACUUUCACUAAAUUGAGCGAAAUUGUAUGCGACCUCUCUAAUGCAGAAGCAUCACAUCUGCUAACCCCAAAACAUGAACAGCAGUGUUCUUCUGAUUUAUUUGAGAAUAUCUGCCUCGGCAACUUCUCCGCUGGUGCUCAUAUUUCUGGACAACAGCCUAAUUCGGCUCGAGAUUUGUACUCCAAUAGACAGAACUCUGAAAGUUUUGGAGGUGUAGCUGGAUCCAACAGAUCAUAUAAUUUCAGUCAUGUUUUCCCAUCCUUUCCACCCUCGUAUUUUUCUUCUUCAUUAGCUUCAAAUUCUCUAGGCUUGAACUUGCAAACAUUGGAUCUCUUGACGUCCACCAAUACUGGUGGGAAUUUUAGCCAGCCUUCACACGAUAUUUUAGGUGUUCGUAAAGGAAGUGUAUCUCUAAGCCAGGAUCACAUGCAUGAACUGGAUGAUAGUCCAUCAAACAGCUCUAACAAGACGACAGCUUUCAUGAAUGAAGUUACAAGAGCAAAAAGACCUAGCCGUUCUUCUGAUCAGCCAAAAGAGUCUCAUGCAGAAGCUAAGAAGUCGCGAUCUGUGUCACGAUGCUCAUGUCCACCACUGAAGGUACGAAAGGAGAAACUAGGAGACAGGAUUGCAGCUCUUCAAAAGCUGGUGGCACCUUUUGGCAAGACAGACACAGCCUCAGUAUUAACAGAAGCAAUUGGAUACAUACAGUUCCUUCAUGAUCGAGUGCAGAACUUGAGCAUGCCUUAUAUGAGGUCUUCCCGCAGCAAGCCCAUAAUUAGAUCAGCCAUGCAACCGGGUUUGAGCAAGGAGGGAUAUGGAACUGAUCAUGAUCAAGCGAAGCCAGACCUUAGAAGUAGAGGGCUGUGCCUUCUGCCAAAAUCCUGUGCAUCAUAUAUAACUGGUUUUGAUGAUUAUCACUAA